This is a messenger RNA of Anopheles bellator, 2839 nucleotides long. RefSeq names its product ubiquitin-conjugating enzyme E2 variant 2 (gene Uev1A). The transcript has 5 exons. Gene Ontology annotation, biological process: DNA damage tolerance; protein K63-linked ubiquitination. The record is from RefSeq and is a predicted model, not a curated record. Gene Ontology annotation, cellular component: nucleus. NCBI's taxonomy places the organism in Eukaryota, Metazoa, Arthropoda, Insecta, Diptera, Culicidae. The coding region runs from base 313 to 744 and encodes 143 amino acids.
GUGUUGGUGUUGGUGACGGCAGUGUUUAGCGGCAGUGACGGUGGUGGUCAAUCGGCUGAAAAAAGGAGAUUAGUGAGACAAAAUCGCCACGGGAAAGAAACACCGCGAGCACCCAAGAAAUUAGCGGUGCUAGGCCCCUUCUUGAAUCGGCACUGACGUCGCUUGCGUACCUGCAGCGGUUGGAUUGAGCCGGUGUUCCUCCAGAGUUGAAGGCGUAAGGCGUCGACGGCUGUAACCUUUUGCUUCCGGCUUACUCUGGACGGUUGAACGGGUUUCGGCGCACAGCAACAGAGAGAAAGAAACACGAACGCGAUGGCUUCAUCGACAGGAGUUGUGGUGCCACGAAACUUUCGUUUACUCGAAGAGCUCGAAGCGGGCCAGAAAGGCGUAGGCGACGGUACAAUCUCCUGGGGUCUCGAGAACGAUGACGAUAUGACUCUCACUCACUGGACCGGCAUGAUCAUCGGUCCGCCUCGGACCCCAUUCGAGAAUCGAAUGUACUCACUGAAGGUCGAAUGCGGCGAGCGCUAUCCAGAUGAGCCACCAACGUUGAAAUUUCUAUCCAAAAUUAACAUCAACUGCAUCAACAGUCAAAACGGUGUGGUCGAUCACAGAAUGGUUCCGGUGCUGAGCAGAUGGAACCGUGAUUACACUAUUAAGACAAUUUUACAAGAAAUUCGUAGGAUUAUGACGCUAAAGGAAAACCUAAAGUUAACACAGCCACCGGAGGGUAGUUGCUUCUAGUGCUCUUAAACCAACUGUAACGAAAAGCGGCGCGAGGAAAAGAGAUGGAUUGCAGAAAGUACACUGAUGCGGGGAAAGCUUUUGAAAGCGUUGCGCGCAGUGGAUGGGGUGCGGAGGUGGUGAGGAACUGAUAAUCCAACACAACCAUGAACCACUAUAGCAAAGCAAAAAGAACAUAAUAAAAACAAAAAGUAAAAUAAAACUGAUAAAAGCAAGCCAAGCUAAAGUGAAAGGACAACGGAUGGAAACGCUAUGGAAGGACUAGUACGCAAAACGUUAGGACAGAGUAAUGAAGAAAUCGACCAUGAAGCUUGUGGUUCCUGCAGGCGCAGGGAGACCAUUGAAAUGGAAGAUUUUUAUGGGCUGGAUAAAAGCUGCUUUGCUGUGGUUACUCGAUCAUUUGCCAGUGGACGUUAGCUACGUCCGCACGGGCAAGUAACGAUCAAUUUCACGAUCGUCCUUUACGUGUACCGUUUGGUGAUCCACCUGUUUUUGUCGGUUAGAUCUGCUGCUGAUACUCACAUUGCUAUGAUCGAUCCAUUAGGGCACGCCGGCCAGUUUUAAGCAGAAUCACGAUGUCAAUAUCAGGAAACCUGACGAACGUGGUGUGGUGAUGAGUUUGUCUUUCGUCCACUCGGAAAGAGUAUGGCAUGGUAAAAUACAAUAAAAACUUAACCCAAAGUCUCUGCUGCUAACCACACUUACCUACCAAAACCAUGGGCGCACCUAUUAUGAUUAUGAUUGUGAUUUAAAAGGCCACACAAUGAGAAGAAAAAAUGAGGAAAGAAAAAUCCCAAUAUGCUUUGUUUUCGAGCGCUAUAAUAUCCGUUCCAAUUACCGUGUUAAUUCCGUGUUCCGCAAAUAACAAAGAGAAAGCGAAGGAACUGUAUACACACUGUUUAUGGGUUUGAUGUUAUAAAGUGAAGAGAAAAAACAAAACAACAUUCUUUUGUUCUUUAAAAUUAUGAUGCUGCUGUGUUCCAGUUUGAGUCGGCUUGUUUCGACGGUUUUACCAGUCCUACAACGCGUUCCAACAAGCGCUCCACUUCACCAUCAGAAUAGCUUUCCAGAGUUUUGAACGGGAUUGAACGCUUCUAACCAGGAAGGAAAAUCUCCUAUCUAAACAAUGAUAUUGGAGACGACCCAAUGCCGUCAGAUUUUGGGCUGUGCAAAAAAAGUACUAGCAUUAGACGACGCCGUUUGACUGACACAGGCAAAGUCAUCAAAGUUACUGUACUAUGUGCGCGGACUUCAAAGGUCGCCGUAGAUUACGAAAGUUUAUUACAACGGUGCACUAAGUACUUUUCCCUACAUAAUACGACCGUUUCUAAUACUGUAGUAAACCUUUACCGUCGUACUUUCGUAUCAAACUUUCUUGCUUGGCUUUUUCAUGUCCCGGUUGUAGCGUACAUGAUGCAUUAUGAAUUAUGGAAAGUUAUUUGAUUAUCAGUAGGCAGGAAUUAGAGACGAGGUAAAAGACACGUGAAUUGAAUCACCAGGAAGUAAAUAUUAAACUUCAAACAAAUUGAAAAGAUUAUCACUCCAAUCCUUCGCUAAAUAAAGAGAAAGGAAAAGACGGUCAAAACCGCGCAUACAAAGAAUUAAGAAUGAAAACGUGGCUUAAAGUAAAAACAGGACAACCGUUUUCGAAGGCUUGGUCUCUUCGUCAUCAGUUCGGAUCGGAUCUUUGAUAACCAGUCCAGUAAGCCUCAAUACGAUUUAACGUCAGAGAGGAUUAUUUUCGUUUCUAACAGUAUACAGUGUUGGUUUUGCCAGUACACGGACCCUACCACUAAACAAUCGCGAACCAACCAAAAACAAGGAUUAACAGAUACUACAGAUGCUCUUGCUGAAAAGUGCACUCCCUGAGGAAUCAUGAGGAAACAGGAACUGAUAAAAAUAGAAAAAAAUGAAUCCUUUGUUUGCGAGCGGAAAGUAUUGUGCAAGAUUCCGUCUGACACUUAAAAUGCCAGGCAGCAGGCUUUCUUUGGCGUUGGAAUGGGCAGCAGUAGAAGGGAAAACAAGAGGGGCAUUUUGCUUGCAACGAUCCACGUUUCGCUGCUGCACGCGCAAUAGACGGCCAUGAAAUAUCUGA